CAGUAACACUUCCAGUCUUACAUUAGCUAUACACCCCUAGCUAAUCUCCCCCUACAGUAAACAAAUAAGCUCCACCCCCCAACUUUCUAAAAAUGGUCUCCAUUGGUAUUAACGGUUUCGGACGUAUCGGUCGUCUCGUUUUGAGAAUCGCCUUGUCCAGACCAGACAUCAAGGUUGUUGCCGUCAAUGAUCCAUUCAUUGCCGCCGACUACGCCGCCUACAUGUUCAAGUAUGACUCCACCCACGGUAGAUACAAGGGUGAAGUCACCCACAAGGAUGGAAACUUGGUCAUUGAUGGAAAGACCAUCAAGGUCUACCAAGAAAGAGACCCAGCCAACAUCCCAUGGGGUAAGGAAGGCGUUGACUACGUCAUUGAAUCCACCGGGAUCUUCACCACUUUGGAAGGUGCCCAGAAGCACAUUGAUGCCGGUGCCAAGAAGGUCUUGAUCACCGCCCCAUCCUCCAACGCCCCAAUGUUUGUUGUUGGUGUUAACGAAAACCAAUACACCCCAGACCUCAAGAUCAUUUCCAAUGCUUCUUGUACCACCAACUGUUUGGCUCCAUUGGCCAAGGUCAUCAACGACGAGUUUGGUAUUGAAGAAGGUUUGAUGACCACCGUCCAUUCCAUCACCGCCACCCAAAAGACCGUUGAUGGUCCAUCCCACAAGGACUGGAGAGGUGGUAGAACCGCCUCCGGCAACAUCAUCCCAUCCUCCACCGGUGCUGCCAAGGCCGUUGGUAAGGUUAUCCCUGAAUUGAACGGUAAGUUGACCGGUAUGUCCUUGAGAGUGCCAACCGUCGACGUCUCCGUUGUUGACUUGACCGUCAGAUUGAAGAGAGCCACCACCUACGAAGAAAUCGCCGCCGCCGUCAAGAAGGCCUCCGAAGGUGCCUUGAAGGGUGUUUUGGGCUACACCGAAGACGCCGUUGUUUCCACCGACUUCUUGUCCUCCCAAUACUCCUCCGUCUUUGACUCCAAGGCCGGUAUCUUGUUGUCUCCAACCUUUGUCAAGUUGAUCUCUUGGUACGAUAACGAGUACGGGUACUCCACCAGAGUCGUUGACUUGUUGGAACACGUUGCCAAGCAAGAUUAGAUCGAUACUCAGUACAUAAGUAAGUAAUAAAAAAGCAAAUAAACUACACGUUUUCCUAC
This is a messenger RNA of [Candida] anglica, 1153 nucleotides long. The record is from the annotation of a GenBank genome assembly. Lineage: Eukaryota; Fungi; Ascomycota; Pichiomycetes; Serinales; Debaryomycetaceae.